Molecule: messenger RNA, 3845 nt
Organism: Sycon ciliatum
Lineage: Eukaryota; Metazoa; Porifera; Calcarea; Leucosolenida; Sycettidae
Product: alpha-L-rhamnosidase-like
Exons: 12
Coding region: 125-3325 (1066 amino acids)
Biological process (GO): carbohydrate metabolic process
Molecular function (GO): carbohydrate binding
Source: RefSeq, a predicted model, not a curated record
UGGCCGAAGGUGAAGCAUAAUUAUAGACAAGUUGAAGUUCAAUCGGAUCUGUAAAGAACUCAGUCCGUUUCGUAAUAUCGAGUCGUGGUUACUCUCCCCGUGCCCUUACUGAGAAAUCAUCACGAUGGGGAGCUCUCCUUGGCUUCUCAUUAGCUUGAUGCUCGCCGCCUGUUCAGCGGGCGGCGGCCAUGCCGGACCGCUGAUUCCGACACGUUUGCGUGUGGAGUACAUGGACAGACCGCUGGGACUGGACGUUGCUCGUCCUCGAUUCAGCUGGGCACUGGAACAUACGGAGCGUGCCGAGGUGCAGACCGCUUAUCAGCUGACCCUUAUGCAAUGGCAGAACAGCAGCAGCGGCGGACUGAACGCCGUGGAGAAGAGUCUGCAAUGGGCUAGAAGACAAAUGUUGGGUUCCGAUGGCUUCGUGUCACUAAUGGAAGGUUCCUCCUUGGCAAGUGUCCAUUGGGAUAGCGGUUGGGUGGAAUCCAACCAAUCGACCAACGUCGAAUACAGUGGUACGCCAGCGUUGCAGAGUGACAGUGUCUAUGUAUGGAUGGUGGCAUACCGUGAUAGCAAAGGUGUUGCCUCAGCGGCUGGAAGUUCGUAUUUCAAUACUGGGCUACUGACGGUUUCAGACUGGAGCGGUGCAGUGUGGUUAGAUGGUGAACAGGGAAAUCAGCUAAGGACAUCGUUUACAAUCAACCCAAAGGUCGACAUCAACAUGUUUUCAACGGAAAACUCAGGCCUUGCUGCCAGCUUCUGCUACGUGGCUGGUCUGGGCUACUACACCAUGCACAUCAACGGCAAGCUGGUCAGCGAUCAUGUCCUGGGACCGUUCACGACGUUUGAGGAGAGACUUCCGUACUACGCGCACGAUGUCACCGACCACUUGCAGAUCGGCGAGAGUAAUGUCAUUGCCGUUACUCUGGGACACGGAUGGUACAGCCAGACAUCAGUACAUGCUGGCGGCCGCUCACUGCUGCUCAAGUGCGGCAUUCAUUUCAACGAUGGAACGUCCAUGGAUGUUGUUAGUAGCACUGCCUGGAAGCAAAUUGCCGGUCCGAUCGUGGCGGACGACAUCUACAAUGGGCAGAUGUACAAUGCAUCCAUGGAGACUGAAUUCUGGGAGAGCACCUUAUACAACGACAGUAGCUGGGCGGCUGCUGCUACUGUGGCUACUCCUCCUACGGGUGUGCUGUCAUGGCCCGCCAUCCAGCCAGUUCGCAAAGUCCAAGCCUACGCGGCAAUCAAGCUCAGCGAGCCGGCACCGGGAGUGUUUGUCUUCGACUUUGGCCAGAACAUGGCUGGUAUCUGUACACUAACUAUGGACAGUCCCGGUGAACCCGGCACCAAUGUCACCCUCUUGCACGCCGAGAUCAUGAGCCCAAACGGCUUUGUCAACCAUCACUAUGGCAACACCGCUGAGCUUUCCACAUACAUCUUUGGUGACAAGGUGUACAGUCAGCCAAUUGUGUUCGAGCCGAAAUUUGUGUAUUCUGGCUUUCGCUAUGUUCAGAUGACUGGAUUCCCCGGUACCCCAUCUCUAACGCGUACACUGGUGGCUCACUUUGUUCACACGGACAUGGAGAUGAGUGGCAACAUCGAGUUUGCGCCCAACGAUCACAUACUGAACAGUGUGCAGCACAUCACACGCGCCGCUAGUCUCUCCAACUUCAUAGAUAUCCCAACCGACUGCCCCCAACGCGAGCGACGUGGCUGGCUGGGGGAUGCACAGUUGUCAGCUGAGACGACUUUGAACAACUUUGAUAUGGGUGCAUCUUACACCAAGUUCAUGAGAGAUAUCCUAGACUCGCAAAUCCAGAUUGCAAAGGCAACACCGAAGAUAGCGGGUGCCGUGCCCGACUGUGUUCCAUGGUACCACCAUGGUGGUGCGCCGGCCGAUCCUGCCUGGGGAACUGCAUACACGCUCAUCUGGCAAUGGAUGUACCAGUACUAUGGCGAUGAUCGUAUGCUCGCCACAUAUUAUGAUGGUGUUGCCCAGCACAUGGAUCAGCUGAUUGCAGAGAGCAAUCACACGUCAGGCCUGCUGGAAUUCUCGCGAUACGGCGACUGGUGCUCUCUACAGCAUGGUGGUGGCUGUAGAAAGAGCAGUGCUCUUGUCUCCUCCUUCUACUUCAUACUGCAAAUGGACGCCCUGGCUAAUGCCGCCGCGAUGCUGGGGAAAGCGGAUGACGCAAAGAAAUACUCUGACCUCGCCAAAUCAACCAGGGAGGCCUUCCAGGGAGCGUUCUACGACAAGGACCAGCAGAUGUAUAUCGACCCAAACCUUGGUCCCCAGACCAGUGUUCCACUGGCCUUAUUCCUCGGUGUCGUGCCAGAGGAUCAGGUGGAGGCGGUGGUUGGCAACCUCAUCACCGAUAUUGUUACAGCAAACACAUACCACAUGAACACAGGUAUUGUCGGUACCAAGUACCUGCUGCCAAUGCUGAGCAAGUAUGGUCACCAUGACGUUGCCAUGGCACUGGCCAGUCAGACGACGUUCCCCAGCUGGGGCUACAUGGUGAUGCAGACGGCCACUACGCUGUGGGAGAGCUGGAAGGGCGACGAGUUCACGGCGGUCAGCUCUCGCAAUCACAUCAUGUUUGGUGGCCAGUCGUCCUGGUACUACCAGUACAUUGCCGGCCUGAACGUGGCGCCGGUGUCCAAGGGCUGGGAGAGCAUCGUCAUUGCACCGUACAUCACCCAGGCAAUCCCCGGUGCUGGUGGAGAUCUUGCCGGUGCGGACGCCACGAUCAUCACGGCCCGGGGCAGCGUUCGCUCUUCUUGGACAAUGGCAUCACCCGCUUGCGCCACAGGCACUGAGAACCAGGACGUUACUCUCGCCUGUGCGGGUCCAAGUGGAACCAUCGCCAAUAUCACAUUUGCAUCUUUCGGAACACCAAAGGGUAGUUGUGGCAACUUUUCAAUCUACAACUGCUCCUCUCCAAACUCCAUGGACAAAAUCAAAGCACUGUGUGUUGGCAAGCACAGUUGCUCCAUCACGGCAUCCACCAAAUUCUUCGGCGGUGACCCAUGCUUUGAUGUGAAGAAAUCGCUGGCAGUACAAGCAACAUGCACGGCAGGCUCGCCGUACACCAUCUCCAUCACCGUGCCGGUGGGCAGCAGUGCAUUGAUGCGCGUGCCACUGCCCAAGGGAACAUCAUCAAGCCAGUGGUUGGUUAGCGAGGGCUCUACCGUUGUAUGGAAGAGCAAUGCCUUCGUCGCUGGUGACCCUGGUGUCAGUGCCGCUGCGGCGACAAGCACCUACAUUGAAUUUACCGUCGGCUCUGGAAACUAUGUUUUCAGUCUAGUGGCUGAGGAGUAACCAGAGCCGACACAAGAAGUGCCUAGAAGCCUGCUGUCAAAGUGUUACGGGCACUAUAAUUCUCCUCAGUAUGAAAUGCAUGAAUCAAUUCACAUGGUUAGCUUCAUGUGGCCAUGCUGGCAUUUAUCAGAAUAUUUAUUAUAAUUAUUGAAUCGUAAUUUUCGUAAUUUUUUUUAACUUUCCUCUAAGUCUUUGUUCCCGAAUGCUAAGCCUGGAUGAGGUGUGUGUGUGUGCAUUGCGCCAGGGAGUCAUAGCACCUAUAAGGGAGACGGCACGGGUGACUGGAAUGUGAAACGUCGGGGGGUUUCGCUCCUGGGCUACCCCGGUUUCAGUCGCUGCCUUGUGGCAGGGUCGCGUUAUGCACGCUCGCAUAUGACAUCGCUGGUCAUGGUUAGCUUCAUGUGGCCAUGCUGGCAUUUAUCAGAAUAUCAGAAUAUUAAAUAUUCUGAUAAUUAUAAUAAAUUUUAUUAUAAUUAUUGAAUCGUAAUUUUUUUACUUUCCUCUAAGUCUUUGUUCCCAA